GAUGAACCUUCAUUCAGUCCACGGAGCAUAAAGUGGGUUGUCUUUUUGUAAUGAGAAUGCUUCAACAUUACUACUCCAUUGACAAUACUACUUAACGAAUUGAUUAUCUAGGGCCAUAUAAUCUCAUGCAAUAAUUAAUCUCUUUUAUCUCUAUAAAAACCCAUUUAACUCAUCUUUGAUUUCCACGGCUAAAAGCUACAAAUCAUCAAGUACUCAAAUUGACAUGGCUGUCAUGGUUGCAUUCUUGAAUUUGAUCAUCAUCUUUUCAUUAGUUUCUACAGGCAAGUCACUGAGCUCAAACUACUAUGAAAAAACAUGCCCUGAUCUGGAGUUCAUUGUUGCCAAGGCAGUGGAGGGUGCCACUGCUAGGGACAAAACUGUUCCAGCAGCACUUCUAAGAAUGCACUUCCAUGAUUGUUUCAUUCGGGGGUGUGAUGCCUCUGUGCUGCUAAAUUCAAAAGGAAACAACAAAGCAGAAAAAGAUGGACCACCAAAUUUUUCUUUGCAUGCAUUCUAUGUCAUUGAUGCAGCAAAGAAAGGAGUAGAAGCUUCAUGCCCUGGUGUGGUCUCCUGUGCUGAUAUCCUUGCUCUAGCAGCAAGGGAUGCAGUUUAUCUGUCCGGAGGACCUAGAUGGGAUGUUCCUAAAGGAAGGAAGGAUGGAAGAACAUCUAAGGCGAGUGAAACCAGACAAUUACCAGCGCCAACCUUCAACGUAUCACAACUGCGGCAAAGCUUCUCACAAAGAGGACUGUCAGUGGAUGACCUGGUUGCUCUGUCAGGAGGGCAUACUUUGGGUUUCUCUCACUGCUCAUCUUUCCGGAACAGAAUCCACAGCUUCGAUACUACACACGAUGUGGACCCUUCAUUAAAUCCUUCAUUUGCAGCAAAACUGAAGUCAAUUUGUCCACUAAAAAAUCAAGCAAAAAAUGCAGGCACGACUAUGGACCCUUCAGGAACAACUUUCGAUAAUACAUAUUACAAGUUGAUCCUCCAACAGAAAGGCCUGUUUUCUUCUGAUCAAGCGUUGCUCGAUAGCCCAGACACCAAAUAUCUGGUUAGGAAGUUUGCCACCUCACAAGAGGUAUUUUUUGAGGCUUUUGCCAAGUCCAUGAUCAAAAUGAGUAGCAUCAAUGGUGGGCAGGAGGUUAGAAAAGACUUACCAGAGAAAACGGUUUGGAGUAGCAGAUAAUAAACCAUAUAUCGGUCAUGAAUCUCAUGAUAUUUUUCCUCAAAAGUAAGGGGAGAUUUUGUCACAGAUAUAUGCAACGUAGCUUCAAAGAAGAGGGAACAUUAC
Molecule: messenger RNA, 1294 nt
Organism: Abrus precatorius (Indian licorice)
Lineage: Eukaryota; Viridiplantae; Streptophyta; Magnoliopsida; Fabales; Fabaceae
Product: peroxidase 64-like
Exons: 5
Coding region: 224-1189 (321 amino acids)
Biological process (GO): response to oxidative stress; hydrogen peroxide catabolic process
Cellular component (GO): plasmodesma; plant-type cell wall
Molecular function (GO): peroxidase activity; heme binding
Source: RefSeq, a predicted model, not a curated record